This is a messenger RNA of Durusdinium trenchii, 435 nucleotides long. The record is from the annotation of a GenBank genome assembly. NCBI's taxonomy places the organism in Eukaryota, Dinophyceae, Suessiales, Symbiodiniaceae.
AUGAAGGCUGAUGGCCAUACCGUGGCCUCUUUCGACGUGCUGUACGGGGAUCCCAAGCCCAUGAAACAAGAUGUUAUGAAUUUACUUACACCAAGUGGAUUCGCGUUGGCCGCUUUGGCAAUCCUCAACUGCAAAAUGGAUGGCUUUGUCAGCUUCCUUGGUCUUCUUUGCAGCAGCUAUGUCACUGUGAAUGCCGGCACACAUGGGCGGACACCUUUCCAUCCUCUGGGAAACUCACACUACCCCAGCGUGCAGUUGUCAAAUGCCCUUACUUCUCGGACCUGCCUCUUGAUCUAUUUGAUCACUGCGAUGGGCGGCGUAUGGAUUCUCGAGCAACCCAGAAGCUCCUUAGUGAGUUGGCAUCCACGGAUCAGGCUUUUAUGGAAAUCCAUCCCGAAGGUAUGGCAGGCGGCGUGGUGGGCCGCUCACUACUGA